Molecule: messenger RNA, 2537 nt
Organism: Sciurus carolinensis (gray squirrel)
Lineage: Eukaryota; Metazoa; Chordata; Mammalia; Rodentia; Sciuridae
Gene: Agk
Product: acylglycerol kinase
Biological process (GO): ceramide biosynthetic process; protein insertion into mitochondrial inner membrane
Cellular component (GO): mitochondrion; TIM22 mitochondrial import inner membrane insertion complex
Molecular function (GO): ceramide kinase activity; acylglycerol kinase activity; ATP-dependent diacylglycerol kinase activity
Source: RefSeq, a predicted model, not a curated record
CAAAUCUCCAGGAGAAGAUGACUGUGUUCUUUAAAACACUCCGAAAUCAUUGGAAGAAAACUACAGCUGGGCUCUGCCUGCUGACAUGGGGAGGCCAUUGGCUCUAUGGGAAACACUGUGAUAACCUGCUAAGAAGAGCAGCCUGUCAAGAAGCUCAGGAAUUUGGCAAUCAAUUAAUUCCUCCCAAUGCACAAGUGAAGAAGGCAACUGUCUUUCUCAACCCCGCAGCUUGCAAAGGCAAAGCCAGGACUCUGUUUGAAAAAAAUGCUGCCCCGAUUUUACAUUUAUCUGGCAUGGACGUGACUGUCGUUAAGACAGAUUAUGAGGGACAAGCCAAGAAACUCCUGGAAUUGAUGGAGAGCACAGAUGUGAUCAUUGUUGCUGGAGGAGAUGGGACACUGCAAGAGGUUGUUACUGGAGUUCUACGAAGAACAGAUGAGGUGAGCUUUAAGAAAGAUAAGAUUCCCAUUGGAUUUAUCCCACUGGGACAGACCAGUAGUUUGAGUCAUACCCUCUUUGCCGAAAGUGGAAACAAAGUCCAACAUAUUACAGAUGCCACACUUGCCAUUGUAAAAGGAGAGACAGUUCCACUUGAUGUCUUGCAGAUCAAGGGUGAAAAGGAACAACCUGUGUUUGCCAUGACUGGCCUGCGAUGGGGGUCCUUCAGAGAUGCUGGCGUCAAAGUUAGCAAGUACUGGUAUCUUGGGCCUCUAAAAAUUAAAGCAGCCCACUUUUUCAGCACUCUUCAGGAGUGGCCUCAGACUCAUCAAGCCUCCAUCUCUUACACGGGACCUACAGAGAGACCUCCCAGUGAGCCAGAAGAGACCCCUCCCCGGCCUUCUCUGUACAGGAGAAUAUUACGCAGACUUGCCUCAUACUGGGCACAACCGCAGGAUGCCCUCUCCCAAGAAGUGAGCCCAGAGGUCUGGAAAGACAUACACCUGUCCACCAUUGAACUGUCCAUCACAACCCGGAAUGGCCAGCUUGACCUGACAGUAACAAAGAGACUUAUGAACAUCUGCAUUGAACCUGACACUGUCAGCAAAGGAGACUUCAUAACCAUAGGAAGUAAAAAGGUGAGAGACCCCAAACUGCAUGCUGAUGGCACCGAGUGUCUCCAAGCCAGCAGGUGCACUCUGCUGCUUCCUGAGGGCACAGGGGGCUCUUUCAGCAUCGACAGUGAAGAGUACGAAGCGAUGCCUGUGGAGGUGAGACUGCUCCCCAGGAAACUGCAGUUCUUCUGUGACCGGAAGAGAGAACAGAUGCUGCAGAGCACAGCCCAGUGAGUGGACAGUGGCGGGCCUCUCUGAGACCACACUUUGGGCCACCAGUGGGACCAAAGGGAACAGAUGCCUCAGCUGUUCCCACAGUGUUGUCAGAGGAUCCCAAGGGCAUUUUCGCAGCAAGCACCCCUGUCCUCCCAGCAGUGCUUCCCAAAGCGCACCCUGCCACCGCUUUGUAGUCGGUAUUCCAUUCCCGCAUGCUCUCAUCCUGGUGUGACAGUCAGUCCCUCCUAGAUAGUGUUUUUCCUCACCUGCUCAAGGACAUUCUCACCGUCAAUGGAUAGAAAAGGGCUAGAGCUUUGUGAUCUCCCAAAAGUACAGCCAUGUAUGGAGAAGAGGAUCUUUUUCUGGUACCAAGGAUUGAACCCAGGGAUGCUUAACUACUGAGUCAUAUCCCAGUCUGUUAUUUUUUUGAGACAAGGUCUCUCUGAGUUGUUUAACAGCCUUGCUAAGUUGCCGAGGCUGGCUUUGAACGUGUGGUCCUCCUGCCUCAGCCUCCAGAGAUGCUGAGAUUACAGGUGUGCCCCACCACGACUGACCAACUGGCAGGAGAGCAAGAUCCUUAAGACUGUCCAAGCUCCUCCAUUCCUGUUCUUUGACUGUCCUAGGAAUUCCAGGGGAAGCAGCGCCUUCCCCAGGUGCCUUUUCUAUGUCUGGCUCCUCCAUGGGUGCUGCUACUUUGUGAGCUCUGGUUCUUAUUUAGCUAGUUUCAGUUUUGUCCUCAAUUCAAAAGCAAAUGUGAGGUAGUUUCCCUCCUCAGCCAUAGCUAAAAUAUUGUAAAAUGCAAUUUUUUAAAAAAGAAGUGCUUCUUCAAUGUUGGCUGAUUUGCAUGAGAACCACCUAGGGUGCAUGCCGAAAACUGACUUGGGGCCCACCCCAAACAUAACACCUCAACCAGGGAUGGGCCAGGAACAUGCAUUAGGAAGGCUUCCCUCUCCUGCGAAAUCCGUAAGUUGAUCCCUUAACCUAACUUGGAGAAAGUGUUUUAAAGUAGUGUUCCACAAACUGUUCUGCUCAUGUUUUCCCCAAAAGUAUUUGAAAAAUCAUGUACCCCCUUAUACAUCUAUGUGACAUCUAAAAUUUUCGUGGGAAGUUAAAUAGUUGCCAAAGUAUGUACUUUCUAAUGUCAUGUAAAUAUUGAUGUUUUAAAAUAACUUACAUCACUCUUUUAAACAUAUCCAGUGCAAUUUAAAUAGCAUAGCAAUUUGACACCUCUCAUUCAUUUGUAAAAAUAAAUGAACUAGUUCUUUAGUA